GCGGUGGCGGCCGGGUUUUAUAAUCCGCAGGGCGGGCGCCGCGCAGGAGACGGGACAGCACCGCGUACCGCGCAAUGGGGGCCGUGUCGGGCCGCCCUGAGCUGGGGCCGCGGCCACGGCUCCUGUCACUGCCGCUGCCGCUGCCGCUGCUGCUGCUGCUGCUGCUGUUGCCACCGUCGCCACCCAGCGCCCUGGCUCUUGACCCCACGCUGCAGCCAGAAGAGUUUUCCGCCGACGAGGCUGGGGCGCAGCUCUUCGUGAAGAGCUUCAACCCAAAAGCCGAGCAGGUGCUGUACCAGAGCACAGUCGCCAGCUGGGCGCACGACACCAACAUCACCGAGGAGAAUGCGCGGCGCCAGGAGGAAGCAGCCCUGCUCAACCAGGAGUUUGCAGAGGUCUGGGGCCAGAAGGCCAAGGAGCUGUAUGACCCAAUCUGGCAGAACUUCACCGACCCAGUACUGCGAAGGGUCCUCAGUGGUGUACGCAUCCUGGGGCCUGCCAACCUGCCCCUGGUGAAGCGGCAGCAGUACAACUCUCUGCUAAGCAGCAUGAACAGAAUCUACUCCACCGCCAAGGUCUGCUACCCCAACAGGAAUGACACCUGCUGGUCCCUGGACCCAGAGCUCAUGCAUAUCCUGUCUGACUCGCGAAACUACGCCCUGCUGCUGUAUGCCUGGGAGGGCUGGCACAAUGCCGUGGGCAUUCCCCUGAAACCCCUGUAUGAGAAUUUCACUGUCCUCAGCAAUGAGGCCCACGAGCAGGACGGCUUCUCAGACACAGGAGAAUACUGGCGCUCCUGGUACGAGUCGUCCACCUUUGUGGAGGACCUGGAGAAAAUCUACCAUCAGUUAGAGCCCCUCUACUUGAACCUCCAUGCCUACGUCCGCCGCGCACUGCACCGCCGCUAUGGGGACAGAUACAUCAACCUCCGGGGACCCAUCCCUGCUCACCUGCUGGGGGACAUGUGGGCCCAGAGCUGGGAAAACAUCUAUGACAUGGUGGUGCCUUUCCCUGACAAGCCCAAUCUCGAUGUUACCAGCACAAUGGUUCAGAAGGGCUGGAACGCUACGCACAUGUUCCGGGUGGCAGAGGAAUUCUUCACAUCCCUGGGGCUCUUGCCCAUGCCUCCUGAGUUUUGGGCAGAAUCCAUGCUGGAGAAACCAAACGACGGGCGUGAGGUGGUGUGCCACGCCUCUGCCUGGGACUUCUACAACAGGAAAGACUUCAGGAUCAAGCAGUGCACACGGGUCGCUAUGGACCAGCUGUCCACAGUGCACCAUGAGAUGGGCCACGUGCAGUACUACCUACAAUACAAGGAGCAGCCUGUCUCCCUGCGCCAAGGUGCCAACCCUGGCUUCCAUGAGGCCAUCGGGGAUGUGCUGGCGCUCUCUGUGUCUACUCCUUCACAUCUGUACAAAAUUGGCCUGCUGGACCAUGUUGUCAAUGACACAGAAAGCGACAUCAAUUACUUGUUAAAGAUGGCACUGGAAAAAAUUGCCUUCCUGCCCUUUGGCUACUUGGUGGACCAGUGGCGUUGGGGGGUCUUUAGUGGACGCACCCGCCCUUCCCGCUACAACUUUGACUGGUGGUAUCUUCGAACCAAGUAUCAGGGCGUCUGUUCUCCAAUUGCCCGAAAUGAAACCCACUUUGAUGCAGGAGCUAAGUUUCAUGUCCCACAUGUGACACCGUACAUCAGGUACUUUGUGAGUUUUGUCCUGCAGUUCCAGUUCCAUCAAGCCCUGUGCAAGGAGGCAGGCCACCAGGGCCCACUACACCAGUGUGACAUCUACCAGUCCACCAAGGCGGGGGACAAGCUCCGAACGGUGCUGCAGGCAGGCUCUUCACGGCCCUGGCAGGAGGUACUCAAGGAUAUGAUUGGCUCAGAUACCCUGGACGCUGAGCCACUGCUCAACUACUUCCAACCAGUCCGUCAGUGGCUAGAGGAGCAGAACCAGCGGAACGGCGAGGUCCUGGGCUGGCCGGAAUAUCAGUGGCAGCCACCGAUGCCCGACAAUUACCCGGAGGACAUUGUUCUGGUGACUGAUGAGGCUGAGGCCAGCAAGUUUGUGGAAGAAUAUGACCAGAAAUCCCAAGUGGUGUGGAACGAAUAUGCUGAAGCCAACUGGAACUACAACACCAACAUCACCACAGAGGCCAGCAAGAUCCUGCUGCAGAAGAACAUACAGAUGGCAAACCACACCUUAAAGUAUGGCACCCGAGCCCGGCGGUUUGAUAUCACCUACUUCCAGAACACCACCAUGAAGCGGAUGAUACACAAGAUUCAGGACCUAGAGCGGGCAGCACUGCCUGUCGAGGAGCUGGAGGAGUACAACCAGAUCCUGCUGGACAUGGAAACCACUUACAGCGUGGCCUCUGUGUGCCACUCCAACGGCACUUGUCUCCAGUUAGAGCCUGAUCUGACCAAUCUGAUGGCCACAUCCCGGAAAUAUGAAGACCUGUUAUGGGCAUGGAAGAGCUGGCGAGAUCAGGUGGGAAGAUCCAUCCUCCCUUUUUUCCCAAAAUAUGUGGAACUCUCCAACAAGGCUGCCCGGCUCAAUGGCUACGAAGACGCAGGGCAAUCGUGGAGAUCUACAUAUGAGAUGCCAACCCUGGAGCGGGAUCUGGAGCAGCUCUUCCAGGAGCUGCAGCCGCUCUACCUGAACCUGCACGCCUACGUGCGCCGGGCCCUGCACCGCCACUAUGGGCCCCAGCACAUCAACCUGGAGGGCCCCAUUCCGGCUCAUCUGCUGGGGAACAUGUGGGCGCAAACCUGGUCCAAUAUCUAUGACUUGGUGGUGCCCUUCCCUUCAGUCCCCAAGAUGGAUGCCACGGAGGCCAUGAUAAAGCAGGGCUGGACACCCAAAAGGAUGUUUAAGGAAGCGGAUAAUUUCUUUACCUCCCUGGGCCUGCUGCCUGUGCCCCCCGAGUUCUGGAGCAAGUCAAUGCUGGAGAAGCCGACCGACGGGCGAGAGGUGGUGUGCCAUGCGUCCGCCUGGGACUUCUACAAUGGCAAGGACUUCAGGAUCAAGCAGUGCACCACCGUGAACAUGGAGGACCUGGUGGUGGUCCACCAUGAAAUGGGCCACAUACAGUAUUUCAUGCAGUACAAGGACCUGCCUGUGACCUUCCGAGAGGGUGCCAACCCUGGCUUUCACGAGGCCAUUGGGGAUGUGCUGGCCCUCUCAGUGUCUACCCCCAAGCACCUACACAGCAUCAACCUGCUGAGUAGCAACGAUGACAGCUACGAGCAAGACAUCAACUUUCUGAUGAAAAUAGCGCUCGACAAGAUCGCCUUUAUCCCCUUCAGCUAUCUCAUCGACCAGUGGCGCUGGAGGGUGUUUGAUGGAAGCAUCACCAAGGAGAACUACAACCAGGAGUGGUGGAGCCUCAGGCUGAAGUACCAGGGCCUCUGCCCCCCAGUGGCCAGGUCUCAAGGCGACUUUGACCCCGGAGCCAAGUUCCACAUUCCUUCAAGUGUGCCUUAUAUCAGGUACUUCGUCAGUUUCAUCAUCCAGUUCCAGUUCCACGAGGCGCUGUGUCAGGCGGCUGGCCACGAGGGCUCCUUGCACAAAUGUGACAUCUACAAGUCCAAGGAGGCAGGGAAGCUCCUGGCAGAUGCCAUGAAGCUGGGCUUCAGUAAGCCAUGGCCAGAAGCCAUGAAGCUGAUCACGGGCCAGCCCAACAUGUCCGCCUCAGCCAUGAUGAAGUACUUCAAGCCGCUGCUGGACUGGCUCCUCAUUGAGAACGAGCGGCACGGGGAGAAGCUGGGCUGGCCUCAGUACAACUGGACACCAGACUCCGCUCGCUCGGAAGGCUCAUUCCCGGGCAACGGCCACGUCAACUUCCUGGGCCUGAACCUGGAGGAGCAGCAGGCCCGCGUGGGCCAGUGGGUGCUGCUUUUCCUGGGCGUCGUCCUGCUGGUGGCCACCUUGGGCCUCGCCCAGCGGCUCUUCAGCCUUCGCCACCGCAACCGCCACCGGCCCCACCAUGGGCCCCAGUUCGGCUCCGAGGUGGAACUGAGACACUCCUGAGAUGACCAGGCCUUGCAGGCCAGCUGGGGAGCACCCACCACCAAGAGACCCGGAUGGGGACAUGGGGCGGGCGAAGGACCCUGACCCUCCGCUCCUCUCACAGCUCCCCCCAGCCCGCCCUCCUCUUCCUGCCCUCCCCCUUCCUCUCCCUUCGCCUCCAGUCCUGUGCUAAGAAUCCAUCCUCCAGCCCCAGAACCACUGUGACCCCUGUCCCCCAGCCCCCAGGCACCCGGCCGCCUAACAAGGAGCCCCCACCCUCAGUCUCUCUGUGAAUACGAUUAAAGGUCCUGCCCUCCCA
Molecule: messenger RNA, 4329 nt
Organism: Hipposideros armiger (great roundleaf bat)
Lineage: Eukaryota; Metazoa; Chordata; Mammalia; Chiroptera; Hipposideridae
Product: angiotensin-converting enzyme
Exons: 25
Coding region: 75-4031 (1318 amino acids)
Biological process (GO): proteolysis; regulation of systemic arterial blood pressure by renin-angiotensin; positive regulation of systemic arterial blood pressure
Cellular component (GO): plasma membrane
Molecular function (GO): peptidyl-dipeptidase activity; metallopeptidase activity
Source: RefSeq, a predicted model, not a curated record